Geodia barretti is the source of this 447-nucleotide messenger RNA. The record is from the annotation of a GenBank genome assembly. NCBI's taxonomy places the organism in Eukaryota, Metazoa, Porifera, Demospongiae, Tetractinellida, Geodiidae.
AUGCCGCGUCCGCUGAUAUGCUCUACUCCGUUUUUUCUCAGCAGACGAACCCACACCACCGGUGAGUCGCCUCACGACCUGGCGGCUGCGAUCAAUCGCCAAACCGUAAUCGAAGGUAACAUCGCCGACACUGAUGCCGUAUUCGCCGGCAUUCUUCACCAACUCCAGAACUUCGGCAUUUCGCAACAGCGACUUGCUUGGAAUGCAGCCCCAGUUCAAGCACACUCCACCAACGUUAUCGUCCUCGAUAACCGCAGUGCUCAAACCAAGCUGCGCUGCGCGAAUCGCCGCGACAUAGCCGCCAGGACCCGCGCCAAUAACAACCACAUCAUAAUCUGCCAAUCCAACACCUCAAAACGGAGAGCCUCAUUCACCCUAUCGUAUCGCUUGCGCGAUCACGCCAAGACAUGUUUCUGUGUUUUCUAUCAAGAGCCUAUUCUACACUAA